This is a messenger RNA of Limulus polyphemus (Atlantic horseshoe crab), 1164 nucleotides long. RefSeq lists its product as uncharacterized. NCBI's taxonomy places the organism in Eukaryota, Metazoa, Arthropoda, Merostomata, Xiphosura, Limulidae. Gene Ontology annotation, molecular function: structural constituent of chitin-based larval cuticle. The transcript has 3 exons. Gene Ontology annotation, cellular component: chitin-based extracellular matrix. The annotation marks the transcript as partial. The record is from RefSeq and is a predicted model, not a curated record.
GUCAUUGUUAUUUGUGCAGCUCUAGGGCUAACAUCCGCUGGUGGAUAUGGCGGCGGAGUAGGCCAAAGCACCAGCCAUCGUCAGCAGGAUGGAUACGGCAACUAUAACUUUGGAUAUAAUAUUGCCGACCCUUACGGCGCUACCAAUCACAGGACAGAAUCGGGUGAUGGUUACGGAAAAACGGUGGGGUCCUACGGUCUAUCAGACAUCGACGGUCGAGUCCGGGUGGUUGAUUACGUUGCUGAUGGCCAUGGCUUCCGUGCCUGGAUUCAGACGAACGAACCUGGAACCGACAACCAGAACCCAGCUGAUGUGGAGAUCGUUGCCCAAGAAGCUCCUGCAGGAGUACAGCCGACCCUUACCAAGACUUUGAUCCCUGCUGCUCGCAGGUUGAUUGCUCGUCCUGUUCUCAAUAAGAGAGUAGCUCCAACCCUGUUAGGUCGCCCAAGACUGGGAGUGGUCAGUCCUAGAAUUGUUAAGACGGCCCCUAGCAUUCUUCAGUCUGCACCUCUUGGCCUGAGAGCUCCUGGUGUUGUACAAGCUGCACCUCUUGGCCUGAGAGCUCCUGGUGUUGUCCAAGCUUCAUCUCUUGGCCUAAGAGCUCCUGGUAUUGUCCAAGGUUCCUCUCUUGGCCUAAGAGCUCCUGGUGUUGUCCAAGCUUCAUCUCUUGGCCUGAGAGCUCCUGGUGUUGUCCAAGCUUCAUCUCUUGGCCUGAAAGCUCCUGGUAUUGUCCAAGGUUCUUCUCUUGGCCUAAGAGCUCCUGGUGUUGUCCAGGCUUCAUCUCUUGGUCUGGGAGCUCCUGGUGUUGUCCGAGCUUCAACUCUUGGCCUGAAAGCUCCUGGUAUUGUCCAAGGUUCCUCUCUUGGCCUAAGAGCUCCUGGUGUUGUCCAAGGUUCCUCUCUUGGCCUGAGAGCUCCUGGAAUUCUUCAGCUUUCUUCUCUUGGUUUGGGAGCUCCUGCCAUUGUCCAAGGUUCCUCUCUUGGCCUGAGAGCUCCCGGUAUUGUCCAAGGUUCCCCUCUUGGCCUUAGAGCUCCCGGUAUUGUCCAAGGUUCCCCUCUUGGCCUGAGAGCUCCUGGCAUUCUUCAGUCUUCCUCCCUUGGCCUGGCAGCGUCCAAAAUCAACAAGCUAGACCUUCCCUCCACUACUUUGUGGAAAAACGAGUAA